CAAAACUUUCUUUAUGUAAAAUUGUUUUUACUAUUUUUCUAUUGCUUUUUUCUUCGUGUUUGUGCUUUACACAAAAAUAUAAUUCAAUCUAAAUUGAAACAAAUAUACAUAUCAGAAAAACAUCAAGUCUUUAAACUUCAGGGGUAUCGGGUGCUGCAGAAUAAAUGAGUCUCUCAGUCUUUUGAUUAUAGCUUUUUCUUCUUUAAAGAUACAAUUAUUUCUUCUUUCUAAAGGUUCACCGUUUUAUUUUCUACAAAAAAUAUAUUGAACAAUUUUUUACAUACACUAAAAAUAAAGGAAUGUAGAUGAAAUUUCAAUUCAUUACUUUCCAAUCCAAAAAACGCCUUUUUAAGUUUCAGUCCUUUUAAUUUUAUGAAACGAAAAAGUAGAAGAUGUCCAUUUUGUUUGGCCAAAUUUAAUUAUAAAAUAAUUAUAAAAUUUUACGUGAGAUACAUGUCGAAUACUUGUAGUAAUCGACAGUGCCUUGUAGAAGAAAUGUCUAUGGUACCACUAAGCAUCAAAUAAAAUGUCUCAUGUGAGGUUUUGAUUAAAAUUGUCUAAAAUGUGUACCCUUCUCGUCUUCCUGUCAGUACUGUUCCUAAUAAUAAUUUCAUUUAGUGCUAUUUCUGUUUUUAGGAUGGUCCAUGUCUUCAUGGUUAUAACAUUCUAGAUAGAGUGCAAGCUUUCAUAAGGCUGCUGACGAUGAGGCAGGAGGUUUUGCAACAGAUCAUAUAAUAAUGACAAUGGGUAGUCAUUUUCAACAUGAAAACUCAAAUGAAUGCUUUAAAAAUUUAGAUAAAUUAACACUAUGUCAAUCAACAGUAAAUACUAGCGAUGUCAGUGUCUUUUAUUCAACACCGUCAUGCUAUUCGUACGUAUUGAAUAAAGCUGGACAUACAUGGAGAUCAAAAAUGGAUGAUUUUUUUCCAUAUGUAAACCACCCACAGGGUUUUCGGACUGGUUAUUUUACAUCACGAGCAGCAGUGAAACGUUUUGAUCGUCAUUCAAAUAAUAUAUUCCAGGCAACAAGACAAUUAAAUGCUUAUGCGGCCAUUAACAAUCACGCUAAUCUGUUUUUCUUAAAUAAAGCUUUGGGAAUAGCACAACAUCAUGAUGUGGUUAGUGGAACAGAAAAACAGUAUGUGGCAGAUGAUUACGUUAUGCGAUUGGCAUAUGGCAUUGACAAGGCUUUUUUUGCAUUGACAUCAUAUAAUCCGACAGUUCAUCCGCGAAUACAUUUUGCUCGUAUACCAGUUACUCGUUAUUAUACAAUUAGGCAUGCAACGGUUAUUUUAUCGGAGCUCUUGGCCGCAGUAGUUUUAAAAAUCGGAGAAACCUUUUAA
Didymodactylos carnosus is the source of this 1343-nucleotide messenger RNA. The record is from the annotation of a GenBank genome assembly. Lineage: Eukaryota; Metazoa; Rotifera; Eurotatoria; Philodinida; Philodinidae.